CUAGAAGAGUUGGUGCGCCAGGUUAGACUACUGUUGUAGUCCGUCUCUGCUACUAGUAUUUUCUUUUGGUUUGCAAGAUCACGCCUAUUAAUAAAGUACUAGUAUUAUGCUUUACAUCAGAUUCUACUCGGUCACUCGUGAACCCCCUAUUCAUGAAUGGUUUAGUCCAUUGACCUUGCACCCUUGCUUUCAGUGACGUAAUUCAACAUGGCUGUCGAGUGAUAAUUUUGUCAUCUUCAGGUGUUUACUUUUCCUUCUGACCAUCAUUUUCGCCACCCUCUCCAUCAAGAUGGCAUCAGAAACCACAACAGGUACAGUAGCUCUUUUACGUGUUGCAGUAGUAGAAGCCAAGCCUCCAGUGCUUGGCCGUGACCCUGUCCUGAGGGAGUUUGCCCCACUGACCAGUAUAAUGGACCUGAUACCACACAAGGCACAGAAGGGUCUGAAGACAGAGGCCAUCCAGCUGACGUGUUUUGAUGCCACCAGAGAACUGCUUGGUUUUGGGUCCAACAUCGGCCUUGUGUUCCUGUACGAGAGGAAACAGAAACAGAUGCAGAGGCUGAACUGUGAGUUGAAGAACGACCCCAUCAGCUCGGUGAGAUUGCUGUCUUGCCUGGAUGACAUGGUGGCAGUAGGAACAGAGUCAGGACUGGUGGUGGUGUUCCAGCUCGGGUCAAAUGUUCCUGGUCACAGCAAAAAGCACCAGAAGUUUACCAUUGAGGACCAGCAUGAGGCAGCUGUGGUGUGUACGGAGUGGAGCACCAACGGGAUGAAACUAUUCAGUGGGGACAGGGCUGGCAAGGUCAUCUUCACUGCUGUGGACUUUUAUGAGGGGGUGUGCAGACCCACAGUGUUAAUUACUGAACCUUCCCCUGUAGUACAGCUGCACUACCUACACAAAACCCUCCUAGUGUCCACCCACCAGAGAACACUACUGUGCUACACCGAUCAGGACUGUAAAAUCCAGCAAGUCGGACAAAAGCCCAGGAAAAGUGCAAGCUUCAUGUGCAAUGCCAGUUCUGCACUGUUGACAGAGGUGCUGACGCCUGACUCCAGAUGUCGGUCCUUACUGGAGUCGGCAGAGCAGCAUCUGGCUUCAGCAUCAGAGGCUGAUGAGUCCAACCUGGACGAUGAUAAUGCAGGAGUUCAUGACGACACAGAGUCUCUCACCAAGGAUGUGGAGGAGAUGGCCAGGAUCUCUGCCAGCCUGUCCGAGAAGAACCGCCAGAUGAGGACAGACUUCCUGGAGAAGUUAGAGAAGAUCAACCAAGAAGGGUGUGACGACAUUGUGUUUCAACCUAAAACAAGGAAGAAGAAGAAAAAGACAAAGCAAGGCAAGGCUCAGAGAGACCUGAACACCCUGAGUGAGAGCCAGUCUGAGCAGGACCUGUCCACAGUGCAUCAGGACAAGCCUGGCCUGUACAAGUCCACCUACAGCCAGGACAGCUACUCUCCUCCAGGCAGCCCCACAUCAACCAGGCCCCCUGGUGUGCGCCGUGAGGACACCCAGAGCUCUGUCUCAUCUGCCGCAGAGGCCACUGAGGCUUACUUUGCUUCCAAUGAGACCAGCAUGACUGACCUGGACAAAGUACUGCACAGCUCCUCCUACUCCAUCCAAGAGGCCAAUGAGGAUGCCCCAGCAGAGUCAUGUGACUCCGAACCGACCAAUCAGGCAGCAAAUGUGGAGGUACUUGGGGAUAAGGAAGAGAAGGAGGAGGAGAAGGAGAAGAGCAGUGAGAGCAGUGAGCAGACAACAGUACAAGACACAGUAACAUCUCCAGCAGGGGAGGAUGACAGUCUGAAUGUCUAUGUGGGCUCAGAUGAUUCUGCAGAGCCAUAUUUUAGCCACAUGGAAAAGGACAACAGAUACCCGGAGAGUGGCUCACAGGCUGAGAUAGCUGAUGGAGAGAGCACAGCUGGCAGCACAGACUUUGCCAAGAUGCAGAAGGACAGGGCAAACAGCACAGUCAAGGUCAUCAGAGAGGCAGGGGUCAUGCCUCGAGGUGUGAUGGCACAGAGUGAAGGAACUGAUUUUUCCACUGAUGAUUUAGAGGACGUGGACAUAUAUGGAACAGGAGUGGCUCGCUCUCCCUCCACCUUUUCAGACCUCAGUUCCAAAAGUAGUGUGACCACUCCGAUGUCUGAAGGCUCAAGCUGGCAGGAGAAUGAUACAGAACCCCCCAGUCUACUCACAAUGCCAUCAGGGCAGCCCAAAGUGGCAGACAGCUGGAUGCAGUACACGGUCCCAACUCAGAUAACCUCGCUAUCAGUGUCAGACAGACACAUCUGGGUGGUGGAUAACAGGGAGAGAAUCUACUACAGUCCAAUCAUGGGAGCCAGUCUGUCCUGGAAGAAGUUGGAACAGCCUGGGAAGCUGAUUUCUGUGUCGUCGACUGGAAAUAUUCUGUGGAGGGUUCACGGGAAGAACAACGUGGCAUAUGCCUGCGCAAAAACCACGCACAAGACGCCGUUUGGCUCCAGAUGGUAUGAAGCCGCCACAGACGUGCUGACUCUGUGUGUGGACAGCACAGCAGCCUGGGUCAUCAGGAGUAACGGGCUGUUUGUACAGAAGAACCUGUCCCAGGACAGGCCCUGCAGUAAGAUGGAGCGGGUGAGCGCCAGGAAGGACCUGGUGCAGGUGGCAGCCUGUAACCAUGUGGUCUGGGUGCUGACCAAUGAGGGGAAGGUUCUGGUGAGGACAGGAAUCACACAGCAGCAUCCUGAGGGGUCUGCGUGGAUAGAAGACAAACAGAGUGAGCCUGAUGCCAUCUCCAUCACCCAGCUAGCACUGGGAGAUAAGAACCUGGCCUGGGCUGUGGAUAACUUGGGACAAAUGUGGUUCAGAACUGGUGUUACCAUGGCAACACCAAUGGGAGAUGAGGGGAGAUGGUGGCAGGUGUCCAUGAGUGAGUACCUCAUCACAGACCCGUCCAUGUUGGAGUCUGUCCUGUCCCUGGUGGAGACACACAACCCAGUAGUGGACAAGGUGUCUGCCUGGCUGAAGGGCCACACGGCUCACCUGGUGUCAGCCAACUCCUCAGGGGUGUGGGUCGCCGGCAGCAAGAACAACCUACAUGUCUCCAGGGGCAACCUCACAGGCACCAUGUGGCGUCCGGCCCCCCCUGUAGGCCUGCCGCAGUCGACCUGCUGGACAGUGGUGGCAGCUGGAGCCGGGGCUGCUCCUAUUGGCCUUCUGUGGGCCCUCCAGAGGAAUGGUGAGGUGUUCUGUUUCCCACCAGGCAGUCGUAAGCCCACCAUGAUCCGCCCCCCUCCCGACGUCUACCUGCAGUACAUGAGUUCCAGUAAGGAGGCGGUGUGGGCCCUCAGUAACUCAGGGAUCCUGUACAUCAGGGAUGGCAUCAGCAUGCACUGUCCACAGGGCGCUCGCUGGGCAGACCUGGACCUCAGUCAGCUGGGAGAUGUCCAGAUUGGGUAUGUGAGCUGUGGUACAGAGUGUGUCUGGGUCUGUGACACACAGGGAAACAUCUACUUCAGACUGGGAGCCAAGCCCCCCUCCACUACCUGCCUUAACCCUGCAUGGAUCCCUAUUGAAGGCAAGCCUCAGUUGGACAGACAGGUACAUGUGCCUUUCCCCACCUGCACACUUCUGCCAGAGAAGGGUCUGGGGACGUACUUCACCCAGGUGGAGUGUGGUCCCUCUGAUUGGCUGGUGUGGGCCGUGGACAACAGGAAAAAUGUCUACGUCAGGAAGGAAGUUACCAGUCAUCUGCCAAUUGGCACCUCCUGGGAGCUUGUUCCUGGCACCCCAGCCCAGCAGCUGUGCAUCAGUAACACUGCAGUGUGGGCCCUCUGUCCUAACGGGGACAUCGCCUGCAGGUAUGGCAUCAGCCAGAACAACCCCAUGGGAGACUACUGGAAAAAAGUGCCUGGCAACUUUGACUUCAUUUCCGUCACUCCUGAUGAUGAGCUGUGGGCCAUCAACAAGGACGGCCACAUCUACCAGCGCUUCAUUAAGGCUGUUCUGAGGCAGCAGGAGGUCCCACAAGGAGCGCAGGCUGGCACUGCAGAGGACAUCACUGAUGACUGGGAGAUGUUGUGACAGCAGACACCGUCCUGCACACCACACAAAAAUAUACAGAUCCGUAGUCCAUCUUAAUUAGGGAAACUUGUGUGUACAUUAAGCUGCUAUUACCUUGGUAAGCAUUGUAUUGUUAAGGUUUAGAUAGAAAGUUGAGAAUAGUGCAAUCAAAGUGGGCAAGAGACAAGAAGCACAAUUACAUUGUGCCACAGUCUUAAGUUAUUUACUCUUGCUCUACAUUUUUCAUAUCUUGUUUGUUGACCCAGAAUCUUGUUGCAGGAAAGGAAGAGGAUAGCCUUAGAACUGUGAGCUCAUGAACAAGCACUUCACUUACAGUAUUAUGUUCAUAACGUCAUUCAGUGUUGUACAUAGUGAUAAAUAUUGUUGUAAUGGAUAAUCAAACUUUCAAAGCAGAUCCCGUCAACUGUUGACUGUCAAAUUCCCCAUGUGCUGAGGAAUGACUAGCACAAUCUGAAAACAUGCAAGCAGGCAUCCAUGCAGCUGUAAGUAAUAUUAGCUUAUGCUUUGUGCAAUAUAUGUUAUCUCUAUAGAAGGAUAAUAAAUGUGCUGCAGUAGGUAGUUUAGCACGAAAAUAGUAUGUAUAUAAUAAUUUGGCAAGAAUGCAUGUAUUACAUACUGUGAAGUAUUGGUGGAUCUCCUAAAAGUGCUUAGUGUGUAAAAUGUUGAUGUUGCAUUCAAUGCUGUGGCAAUGCAGGUAUUAAUCAAUUUAUUGUAUUGCAGUAUCUUGCCAGAUGUUCAAUAAUGGUUUAAGAGUCCUUGGUGCUCUUAGUUACAGAUGUGCUUUGACUAUAUUGGGGUAUUGUUUGCUUAGUUCUCAUCCAUGAAGCAUAGUUUUCCUUCUUACAAGGAAUUUUAAGCAGUAUUCAAUUUGGAGUUCUGUGCUCUAUAUAUUCUAAUGUUUUUACCUUGUUUGUAUGAAUUGCAUACAUUUCAGUUAUGAUGAUGGGCAUCUAUGACCAACAAGUAUAUUUUCUUUACAGCUAAUAGAAUGACAGUAUAUAGCUAUAAAUAAAUAUCAAUGUCAAGUCAAGUCAAGUCAAGUCAAGUUAGGUGUUUAGUAGUGUUAGAUUAACAGUAGGUUCUCUUCAGCCAUAUGUACAUGAUCAUGUAACUGUCCUUUGUUAGGAACUACAAAAUGUAUGACAGUGAAAUUACAAGUACUUACUUCAAGCAUCAGUGAUCUCUUCAAGCUUGAUUGAUUGAUUGAUAUCUUUAGUACUGACAUCACAGACUCCCAGAAGUACAAAUGGAAGAUAUCCAACUAGAACAUUUACAGGGAGGAAAGCUACAUUUGUAACACAAUGUUUGUUCAUAGGGAUGAGAUACUAUUCAUGAGGUAGAAGACAAGCACUUGGGACUAUUUUCCAAUGAGAAUGAGAGAGUAGCAGAGACAACAAUAACAUUGUUCUCUAGUAAUUAUGAAGAUAUAAAAACGUCAUGCUAUACUUUAGAUGAUUCAUCCUCCUGGUUCAGUUUGGCCUUUAUUCUUCACAGUUAUCGUCCAUCUGCCCCCCUACAUCGUAGGUUGUCAAUAACAUAGCUCCUGAAAAUACCUGUAACCAAAACAUGCGUGUCUCGAUCUUUUCUGUCACAAUUUUUUUUGCAUCCAGUGCACCAGGUAGUGACAUGAUUGUGUGAUUGACAUUGCAAAUAUCCCUUAAAAUAGUCAAAGAUUUUUACUAU
Molecule: messenger RNA, 5743 nt
Organism: Branchiostoma belcheri (Belcher's lancelet)
Lineage: Eukaryota; Metazoa; Chordata; Leptocardii; Amphioxiformes; Branchiostomatidae
Product: tectonin beta-propeller repeat-containing protein 2-like
Exons: 18
Coding region: 290-4060 (1256 amino acids)
Molecular function (GO): protein binding
Source: RefSeq, a predicted model, not a curated record